This is a messenger RNA of Dromiciops gliroides (monito del monte), 472 nucleotides long. RefSeq names its product translocon-associated protein subunit delta-like. Lineage: Eukaryota; Metazoa; Chordata; Mammalia; Microbiotheria; Microbiotheriidae. The record is from RefSeq and is a predicted model, not a curated record. Gene Ontology annotation, cellular component: endomembrane system; membrane; endoplasmic reticulum. The transcript has a single exon. The coding region runs from base 26 to 430 and encodes 134 amino acids.
ACUCCUUCCUCCUACACCACCUCCGAUGCGGGUCAUUUCCACUGAGACUGUUUUCAUCGUUGAGAUCUCUUUGAUGUGCAAGAAUGGGGCACAGAAUGUAGCCCUCUAUGCUGACGUUAAUGGAAAGCAGUUUCCAGUGACUCGUGGCCAGGAUAUUGGGCGCUAUCAGGUAUCCUGGAGCUUGGAACAUAGGCGUGCCCAUUCUGGAACCUAUGAAGUCAAAUUCUUUGAUGAAGAAUCCUACAGUCUUCUGAGAAAGGCCCAGAGAAGCAAUGGGGAUGUUUCAGCCAUUAGACCCUUGUUCACAGUCAGCGUGGAUCACCGGGGUCCCUGGAAUGGGCCGUGGGUCUCUACCGAGGUGCUGGCUGCAAUGAUCGGCAUGGUGAUCUAUUACAUGGCUUUCAGUGCCAAAAGCAACAUUCAGGCCUGAGCCAUAUGAAUUGGGCUUCCCUGCAUAGACGUUUAUCUUGAU